CUAACGGCAGUGUACUGUUGCUCCAGCUCGCGGGCAGUCAACAUGAUACUGUUUUUGUUAUUGGUGCUGGGAAUUGUGCUGUACGCAUACUUCACUAGGAAUCAUUCUUAUUGGGCAAAACGUAAUGUGAAACAUGACCGACCGAUACCGAUCUUCGGUAACCAUUUGCGAAAUAUACUGGGACUAAAAAGUCUUACGGAAAUAGCCACGGAGCUCUACAAUAAAUAUCCCGAUGAGAAAGUGGUUGGAUAUUAUAGGGGAAACACUCCGGAAUUAAUCAUUCGCGACCCGGACAUAGUAAGGUAUGUUCUAAAUGUUGAUUUUCCGUAUUUCUAUCCCCGGGGAUUGGGUAGGAAUAAUGAUGCGGAGCCGCUACUAAAAAACCUGUUCCACGCUGACGGUGACUCAUGGAGAUUGUUGCGAAAAAGGUUGACGCCUGCCUUUACCACCGCCAAGUUGAAGCGCAUGUUCCCUCUGGUGGUGAUGUGCGCGAAGAAAAUGCAGACUGCGGCUGAAGGCAUCGCGGACCGCGGCGCCCCUUGCGACGUGCGAGAGAUGAUGGCGCGCUUCACGACCGAAUUCAUUGCCGCCUGCGGCUUCGGAAUACAAACCGACACCAUCAACGACGAGAACUCACGCUUCAGGGAGAUGGGAAAGUUAAUUUUUUCACGGAGUUGGGUGUCACUUGUUGUGGUAGCAUUGUGGGACAUAUUUCCAGAACUAAGAAGUGUUUUGAAGGUCGGUGAUAGUGGCGUGGAGGAAGCUAUUACUACAAUAUAUCAAAAUAUUCGAAGUCAGAGAAACGGUAAGCCUUCAAGCCGUAAUGAUUUUGUGGAUCUUCUGUUGGAGCUGGAACAGAAGGGGAAAAUUCAGGGAGAGUCCAUAGAGAAAAUGAACUCCGACGGGCCCCCGGUGAUGGUUGAGAUGGACAUGGACACCAAAUGUAUUGUUGCUCAAAUGUUCGUAUUCUUCGCUGCCGGCUUCGAAACGUCAUCAUCAGCCACCAGUUUCACUUUACAUGAACUAGCUUUCAAUCAAGACGUACAACUUAAGAUUCAGAAAGAAAUAGAUCAAGUCUUGGCAAAAUACAACAAUGAAUUAUGCUAUGAUGCCGUUGCAGAAAUGUCUCUGUUAAGUAUGGCUUUUAAGGAGUCUUUAAGAAUUUUUCCGUCACUGGGAAAUUUACAUAGGGUUUGUGCUCGGUCGUAUACUAUACCGGGACUAGAUAUUACAAUAGAUCCCGGAGUGAAAAUCAUUAUCCCUGUGGAAGGCAUACAAAACGAUCCGAAGUAUUAUGACGAGCCGAAACGGUUUAAUCCAGAGAGAUUCGCUGGAAUGGAGCCAUCACAAUAUAAGUACACGUUUAUGGCGUUUGGUGAAGGACCUCGAGCUUGUAUUGGUGCUCGUCUUGGUGAGAUGCAGUCUCUUGCGGGCCUGGCGGCCGUGCUGCAGAAGUUCACCGUGGAGCCAGCACCCAACACGCGUCGGGUCCUUCAAGUGAAACACACUCAUAAUAUCGUCCAAGGCGUGGAGGGAGGGUUGCCUCUUAUUCUUAAACGUAGAGAGAAUAUCGCAUAAAGUAAAAACCAUACGUAUGCUUCAUUUAGUUCGGGCCGAUGUGUCUUUCAAUAGAUAAAAUUAUCCACUAAAUAAAUUAUAACCUAAACGAAUAAAAAAGUGGGACAAUUGAACACCUUAUACAUACAACUGUGAUUUUUAAUUUGUUUAUGUUUUAUCCUAAGAUUAAAAAAAUGAUUUUAUGUAUUAAUUCCGUCCCCGUGUAGUUAUUAAAAACACACACUUGUAAUAAAACUGACUGAAUGAUCUAAAUGUAAGACGACUUGGUAUUGACCAUUCAAAUAAUUUUCCCAGAAAUAUAACUAAAUUAAUGUAAAAUAUAUUUAUUAUUUAUAAAUAAAUAACAGGUACAUGCAAAAGUAGGUUCAAAUAGCAUUCAGCAUCAGCAAUAUAGAGGUAGAAGGAAACUUAAUUCAAUUAAGGAUGUAAGGUUUGUAAAACAAUCAUGCUGGGAAAAGUGGCUAGCAAUCAGGAAUAAUCAGCGAACACGAGGUUGUUUGUCAUUUAUUUAAAUGGAAUUACUCCGUGAAAAGACAUGUCGAUCAAUAGAGUAGUUUCCAAUGUUUGAUUUAGUUUAUUAUUUUAUAUGUAACAGAAAAUAAUAUGAAAAAGAAAUUCUUCUGUGAAAUCAGCAUCAAAAUUGGUUGAAAAAUAAAGCAGUUAUCAUAUUUGAAAUAUUGUUGUGAGCGAAAAUGGGGGCGUGGCGGGGUUAUCGUGCUGGCCUUUUCUCACUCACGCAGCGUUAUGGUCGGUGGCACUAAGUGACGUCACAUUUCACUAUUACUGUAAAUUGACAGCUUCAUUUUCCACCGAAUUUCAAAGCUUUAUAACUUAUUUAUUAUUGCGUGGAUUUAUUUUUCUUAUAGAUAUUGGAUGAAAUACAUUUUUGAUAAAUGUAAUUAAAAAAAUCUCAUCAACUAUCGUAUUGUGGUCAUGGUCUGGUCUGGAUGGGUCGAUGGUAGCCGUAGUUGGGCUUGUCCUCGUUCGGCGGAGGAAGUGACGUUCCAACUUCCAACCUGAUAUUGAUCAUCGUAUAACAUUUACUCUUAGUGACAUUCCCAUGUUGGUACUGACCAAUCUGUUGAGUCAGAUAAUAAAGCUAUAAUAUAAGUGGUUUUGUGGAAUCAAGAGGAUGGAAUCUAAGGUAAAUUCCUUACGAUAUCCGGUUAGGUCAACACGAAAUAAAAACUUUAAUUAUAAGGUGUAGAUUGUAGACUAGUUUUAUGUUUAAAGUUUUGUUAGUUUAUCAUGAAUGUUAUGUUUACCGCGACUUGUAGUAUUAAAUGGUGAAGAUGUAACGUACAAAACCUUUUUAGUUUUAUAAUUUUCUUUUCAAAUAUGUAUGACUGCCUUUUGAAUGAUGUUUGCAAAAAUAAAGAAUUGUUAAGGUGGAAAGUUUUAUUCCUUAAAUUCUUAGCAACAAAGCAUUAGUGAUGUCAUUCAAGAAUUGGUAUUAAUCUCAGAUUAAUCUUGGAACGAUAACAAGCACUUUGUUCUGAGAUAUUAAUUAAUAAUUAAUUAGUAAAAUAUUAAUGUCAAUUUGAGAUUUUUAAAUAGAAAAUCUUAGAGUAUUUAAGUGACUCAUAUUAUUCAUCGUAUUGUUGUGAUAUUGAACAAAAUAUGCCUCGUCAUUUGACAUACGUAAACAGGUAGUUUGUAAUUAUAUUGACGGUCAGAAUAUUGCUGAGUCACUAUUACGAUGUUAAUUUGUAACUGCCGCACUCAAAUCGUUACAUCUUAAUUAUCAUUAGCCAUUAUUCAGAAUUUUAUAUAUUUUUUUCAAAAGGUUAGUGAGUUCAAGAAGUUUCUAAAGUAGUUUUUUUUAUUAAAUUAUCAUAUUGUAUUUAUUAGAAACGUUUUCAUUCGCGCUCGAUGUGAAAAUAAUGAAACCAAUAAAGCUGUUGUAAUUAUUAAAGUGAAGUCGGGUGGUCUACUAAUACUGAUUAUUCAUACUAAUAAUAAUAUUGGAAUUAAAAACGUAUUAGCCGCAUUAUCUCUAGAAUAAUCUAUCUUGUGAAGGCAUUGUUUAGUUAAUACUCUAUAUUUGUCUUGUUGUCUAUGUCUGGUGUAUACAUAACAAGAUAAAAGAGAAUAUUAAUAUUAGUCGUGCGUACAGUAUUUAUUAUUAAGAAAACAAUGUAAAAAUUAACUUAACUUUAAUUGAAUGAUGAUUUGUAUUUAAAUAUUCAAAUUGAAUAUAAUUGGUACGUACUAGCGACAACAGGAUAUAUAAAAAGUAAAGUAUUUGACAUAAUUAUUGGUAGGAAGUAUGUACAAUAUUCAUUAAUUUAAAGGAUAAUUUAUAAAAAUGUGAUGCGGCAACCCCCACAUUGCGUGGGGAUAAAGGCAGAUAGAAAACAAUUAAAGUAACAAAACUUGAACAUAAAAAUUGUAACAAUAUUGUUAGUUAAAAAUAAAAAUGUUUUAUCUUAAUGA
This is a messenger RNA of Manduca sexta (tobacco hornworm), 4014 nucleotides long. It is a transcript of the gene CYP6AN2, whose product is annotated as cytochrome P450 6B7. The record is from RefSeq and is a predicted model, not a curated record. The transcript is spliced from 2 exons. The coding region runs from base 43 to 1578 and encodes 511 amino acids. Gene Ontology annotation, molecular function: monooxygenase activity; oxidoreductase activity, acting on paired donors, with incorporation or reduction of molecular oxygen; iron ion binding. NCBI's taxonomy places the organism in Eukaryota, Metazoa, Arthropoda, Insecta, Lepidoptera, Sphingidae.